Molecule: messenger RNA, 2807 nt
Organism: Schizophyllum commune H4-8
Lineage: Eukaryota; Fungi; Basidiomycota; Agaricomycetes; Agaricales; Schizophyllaceae
Exons: 5
Coding region: 122-2455 (777 amino acids)
Source: RefSeq, a predicted model, not a curated record
CCCCAACGCCCAUCUUCGUCCGCCGCCGCUGCUUGUGCAGCGCCCGCCUUGUACACUUUUUCUCUCUCGCUCCGAUCCGUCACCGCCCUUCGUUUAGUUCUUCUUCGUCUCUUCGCCCGCCAUGCCGGCGAAUUACGACUCCAUCCACAGCGGUGGUCAAGGCGCUUCGCCCUAUGGCUCCGGAGACCCCUACUACAACGAAUCGACCGGCUAUAUCACCCCCCACAACGCCCCCAGCAAGAAGGGCACCAGCAAAUGGGUCAAGAUUGGCAUACCCGUCGCCGUCAUCAUCAUUGUCGCCGCCGUCCUCGGUGGUGUUCUCGGCAGUCGUGCGUCCAACAAGGACAGCGAAGCCGCCAGCAGCGAUAGCUCCGCCGCUGCGAGCGCCGCCGUCUCUGCGAAGAACGAUGUCGGCAUCUUCGCUACUGCGACGAACAGCGAGUACAUGAUGCCGGUGUACCCAUCGACGACCAAUGACGCCGCCUUCACCACUCCCACCUUCCAGGCGUCCAGCAAGUUGAAAUGGCCGGAGGACUCCUGGAAGCCUUCCAGCCCCUCUGUCACUACCGUCCGCGAUGAUCGCCCGCGCCUCAUCGCCCCCAAGUACAUGAUCGAUGCGCUCCCGGAUCUCAUUCAGCAGGAUGUAUAUCUGAAGUCUUGGAACGAUACCAUCUUCGGGAAUGCCUCGGACUACUAUGACGCCCCACCCGUCAAGUACUACCUCGACGGUGACAGCGGUGCGCUCGAUGUUAACCGUGAGGUGAAGAUGAGGGUUAAGGCCUUUGCCUACGCCUACCACAUGUCUGGCGACAGCAAGUGGGUUGACCGCACCUAUUCUGAGCUGGAGAACGCCGCAUCCGACACCUGGGGUGAGGGCAACAACUCCAGCAAGUGGAAUCCCUCCCAUUUCCUCGACACGGCCGAGAUGUCCGCCGCCUUCGGUAUCGCUUACGACUGGAUGUACGACAUGUGGACGGACGACCAGAAGUCUCAGAUCCGGGACUGGUUGAUCACGUACGGGCUGCAGCCUGGUCUGGACACGUACACGGACUCAAGCAACUACUACGGCUGGUGGCAGAAGAACACGGAGGGCAACUGGAACUGUGUCUGUAACGGUGGUCUUACGCUUGGUUCCCUCGCCAUCCUUGGUGAUGACACUACUGGUACCGCCGAGGCCCUGCUCGGUCACACGGUCGACAACGCCAAACAGAACUGCGUGAACGCCCCCUCCAGCGAUGGCACAUGGGCGGAGACCGCCAACUAUUGGUACUUCGGUAACACCGGCCACGCCGAGAUGACCGCUGCCCUCAUCUCCGCCACGGGUGAUGACUACGGUAUGCUCGACACGAACCCCGACUACUACAAGACCGGUCUCUUCCACAUGUACGUGACCGGUGCCACGUCGCUGUUCAACUACGGCGAUCACGGUCCGAACAAGUUCACGGCGACCGCGAAUGCCCUGCACUUCUACGCUCAGAAGUACCAGCAACCCGUCUACUCCCUCUUCCAGCGCGACCAGCACGAUACGGCCGAGCCGUGGAGCAUGUUCUGGUAUGACCCGAGCAUCUCGGGUGCGUUCUGGAACGACCUUGCGCUCGACAUGUUCUUCGACAACGAGCUGGAUCAGUGGGCGUCGAUGCGCAGCAGCUGGACGGAUUCCAAUGCGCUGUAUGUCGCCAUGAAGGCCGGCAAGAACCAGGGUCACCAGACGCACAACGACCUUGACGUCGGUGACUUCGUCGUCGAUGCAUUGGGCACGCGCUGGUUCGGCGAGCUCGGGUCCGGCGACUACCUGUCUCCGAACUACUUCUCCAACGACGAGCAGGAUAGCGACCGCUGGAAGUACUACCGCAAGAUGACGGAGGGUCAGAACACCAUGCUCAUUGGUGCCGCGAACCAGCUUGUCACCGCUUCGCCGACCAUCAAGUACGACACGUCCGGCACGAAGCAGGGUUCCAGCACCGUCCUCGAGCUCGACGACGACUCAACGGCGUACUUCACCAUGGACAUGACCUCGGCUUACAACGACGUGACGACGAUGAAGCGCGGUAUCCGCCUCUUGAACAAGCGUCGCCAGGUGCUUAUCCGUGAUGAGAUUGAUGCCUCUGGCUCCGUCAUGUGGAGGGCGCACACGAACGCCACCGUCAAUAUCGACAGCGAUGGCACGUCCGCGACCUUGGAGCUCGACGGAAAGACGAUGAAGAUCUCUAUGCUCAACCCGCCAUCCGGUGCGAAGUUCACGACGAUGGAGGCCAAGCGUCUCGACUCGGACCCGACCCCUCCUGCUCCCGACCAGGAGAACCCGGGUGUCACUGUGCUUUGCGUCGAGCUUGACGCCGGUCAGUACACGCUGGAGAUGCUCAUGAACCCGCAGUGGGACGGGAUGUCGGAUAGUGACUUUGUGACGCCGAGUAGCGUGAACUUGGACGACUGGUCUCUAGACAGUCACAAGUAACCCCCACAUACCUACUAUAGUACUACUGGCGCAGGGCUGACACUUUGACUGUGACCCCACGGACUAUUCUUGUUUCUUACGACUAGUAGUACUCUAUUCACGUUUACAACCUGGAUUUGCGCGCCUGUAGUGUCUGUACAACUAUACGAGCCGCUCGACACCGGCAGAAUGGGUCUUGGCCCGAACUUGGCUGCUGCGCGCCCGCCCUGCUCCAGGGGAUGUUGAUUGAUGGCAGCGAGAAUGAAUUUGGAAAAGAGGGUGGCAGCUCGGCAUCAUCAUCCGCAGGUUUUCCUCGUCGCCGUCUCCUCUGCCGCUUAGAUUUCCCCGUCGGCGCCUCUUCUGGACGCAUAAA